This is a messenger RNA of Pelagomonas calceolata, 1897 nucleotides long. NCBI's taxonomy places the organism in Eukaryota, Pelagophyceae, Pelagomonadales, Pelagomonadaceae. The record is from the annotation of a GenBank genome assembly.
GCGCGGCCAACAGGCAGCGUAUCCCGCCGCCGCAUCGCUGCCCCAGGACCGUGCGAGGACAGCACGGCCAUCGACCAGUCGUCAGCACGCCAGCCAGCGCUUCGCUACGGCGACACGAUGGCCGCCAUCACCACCCAGGAGGAGCUGGCCCGGGACGCCACGGGCGCCGGCGCGCGCAUGACCAAGGCGAUCCUCAAGCAGUGCGCCGUCGACAACGAGGGGUACGAGAGUCCCGAGUUGAACGACAAUUUGUAUUUACAUUUUAAGGGCUUCCGUAAAAUCGAGAAUUUGGAGGAGUACACGGAGCUCAAAGGUUUGUGGUUGGAGGCGAACGGUCUUAGGUGUAUAGAGAACAUCAAUCAUUUGUCCAAAUUGAGAUGCAUCUUCCUGUCGCGGAAUUUGAUCGAAACGAUCCCAUCGACGGCGUUCCAGGGCGUUUCUAGUUUGGUUAUGUUGGACUUGUCUGAGAACCGGCUGACCAAGCUCGAGCAUUUAGCUGAUAAUUGCCCUAAUUUAGAAACGUUGAACGUGAACAAGAACGCCCUGCCUGAUGCGGCAUCGAUAGCCGAACUCGCACUACUUCCCAAUCUGAAGAACCUGCAAAUAGAACGCAACGAGCUCAAGGGCGAGGACAUCAUCCAAGCGUUGGCCGCCCCCCCGCAGCUCUGCGGCAUCAACGCGGCGGGCAACCCGUGCGUGCGCGAGAUCCCGCAGUGGCGCAAGAAGUGUCUGUGCGUGAUGCCUCUCUUGGCUUACUUGGACCGACCGGUGUUCGAGAACGAGCGCGAGGCUGCGUUGGCCUGGCAAGAAGGCGGCCACGAGGCGGAGCUCAAGUGCAAGCAGGACUACGCCCAGCGCAAAAAAGACAAAGAUAAACAAUCGAUGGCGCGCUACCGCCAGUGGCAGAAGGAAGUCCGAGCUCAGCACUUAGAAAGGAAGGCUAUGAGUGUUGAUGAUAGUGUUGGUGCGAGGUUAGAUCGGGAAGCGAGGGAACAACGAAGAGAUACGGAGGAGUCGCUCAGGAUCGAAGCGCGCGCCCAGGCGGAGGCGGACGCGGCCCAGAUACAAUCGGGCAAGAUCUUGAGUGCGGACAAGCCGGCGGACCACCGGCCGUUCCUCCCGAAGAACCACCCCGAAUAUAUUGAAGAGUCGUCUGACGACGAGGACGCGUACUUGAAACAGGCUUAUGGUAUUACCGACGACCUGCCGCCGCCUCCCGUCAAGCCGAAGGCGUCGAAAUUCACGCCGAAGCCGCCACCCCCACCGGAAGACGUCGUGGAAGUCGUCGAGGAGGAUCCCGUCCAGGAAGCGCUGAAGGCAGUGAAAGAAGUGGUCAAUGAGGCCGCGGCGGAGGCCAAGGAGAACAAUUUGCCAAACGAACAAGUCGAUCGGGUCCAGGAGUCCUUGUAUUUGUACAAGAAACAGAAGGAAGCGAAGAAGGCCGGGAGGUUGGCUCGAGAGCGGGCGAAAGUUACGAAGCCGGCGCCUCAGCAAAAGGUGUGGACCGAGGCCAUGGACACGCAACUCUCGGCUCUCGUACGGGAGACGUGUUUUGAUUUUGAGGAGGUCGCCAAGGGUCUCGGCGAGACGGCGGAGGCGUGUAGAGAAAGAUGGAGCUCAUUGGAUGGCGUCGUCAACGAGGGACCGCAGGACUUUGGCGGCUUGCGGGGCCCCGUCGCGGGCGUCGCCGUGAGACGGGGCGACGCGCCGGGCGAAGUCUACAAAGGAGAUCGGAUCCCGACCUUUGAUGAAUUGAAGCGGCGCGCGGCGGCGCUGCCGCCGCGCUUCACGGUGGACCCGGCAUCGCUCCCGUCCGUCGGCGACGUGUCCGACGACGACGGCGACGAGGUGGCGGUGUUUUCGAAGACGGACUUCGACACGCUCGAGUAAGCUAGAU